Molecule: messenger RNA, 1284 nt
Organism: Trichomonas vaginalis G3
Lineage: Eukaryota; Parabasalia; Trichomonadida; Trichomonadidae
Exons: 1
Coding region: 1-1284 (427 amino acids)
Source: RefSeq, a predicted model, not a curated record
AUGAGUAAGACUAGAACACGCAAUUCUUAUUCAUCUGGAUAUACAAUGGUUGAUAUCCUUGGCAACGAAGAUCUAUUUCCUGAUGAAGGAUAUGAAUUUCCUCCUCAUCCACCAAAACAGUCAACAAGAGAUCGCUAUGUUUCAGUAGAUUUCCCACUUAAUACGACAAUCAACACAACAGCUAUUCUUACUCAAAAACCAUUAGAGCCACCACAGCCCUUUAUUGAUAAGCCAGUUCCAAAGGUAAAAGACCAUCGCAGGCGUCUUAUUUAUGAGACAACAAUCUCAGGUCUUAAAAAGCAGAUAGAGUACAACACACUUCUCAAGGAAUACAACCGUGAGAAGCGUGAACAAGAAAAGGAACAAGAAGCUUAUCAAUUAAAGAUCGCAAGAGAAGCUGUUCAAAAGGAAGAAGAACGUCAUCUCGGUGACAAAGCAAAGCUUCGUGAGAACUACGAGGAGCAGAUCCGUGCUCAUAAAGCAGAGCAAGAGAAGCUUCGCCAAGAAGAAUUACAAGAAGUUGAGAACAUGAAGAAGGCCAAUGAGAGCGAACGCCUCAAAGAUCUUCUCAAGGAAGAGAAAGAUAAAGCUGUACGUCAAACAUUCCGCGAAGAAUUCCUGAAAAGAAAUCAAAUGCUUCAAGAAAUGAAAGCAACACGUCAUCAACGCCAGAAAGAGGAAGAAAAGGAAAUACAGCGCCAAGCAGCAAGCAUGGCAGAGAUUGAAGAAGCCAGAGCAAAGCGCGAAGAAGAAGUCAGAUUAGAAAAAACUCGUAGACGCGCUAUUGUCGUUGAAAUGCAAGCCAAAGCACUUGCUCAGCAGAAGCAGAAGAUAGAUGACUUCCAGGAGAAGGCAGAAAGCCAAGCAGCUCUAAAUGGAGAAAAAGAACGUCAAGAAAUGGAACAAAGGAAGGUCAAACAAGCAGAAGAGAGAAAGAAAGAGUGGCAGAACCUCGCAAAAGAGAACGCUGCUAAGAAUAAACUCAAAACAAAGAGACCUUUCCCAGCAAGAAUCGAUGAUUUCGACGAAGAAAAAUUCAACGAAGAACAAGCGAAAAGAGAAAGAGAAUACUACAAGACAGUGCAGAUGAAACAAGCUGCAGAUAGAAAACAGCGCGAAAAAGAAGAAAUUGAAAUGGAUAUCGAAAUGGAAAAGAAGAAUUUAGAAAUGACUACUACGCAGUUCAACCAGAGCUUAAAGAAGCUCCAGGACAGUGUUCCUGCUGAACUCGGAAUCAAAGUUCCUCAAUACAAACCUUCACUUAAGAUUACAGGUAUGGUGUAA